Messenger RNA from Oncorhynchus gorbuscha (pink salmon), 5350 nucleotides. RefSeq names its product rabphilin-3A-like. Bases 434 to 2320 code for a protein of 628 amino acids. NCBI's taxonomy places the organism in Eukaryota, Metazoa, Chordata, Actinopteri, Salmoniformes, Salmonidae. Gene Ontology annotation, biological process: intracellular protein transport. The transcript has 19 exons. Gene Ontology annotation, cellular component: membrane. Gene Ontology annotation, molecular function: small GTPase binding. The record is from RefSeq and is a predicted model, not a curated record.
AGGGCGCAUUGUGUGGAGAUCAGCCCCUAGCGACGGUGUUAUAAGGAAUUGAAAACGAAGCACCCCUCUUCGCAAAAAUAAUGCUCGUGACAGGCGUUGCAUGCGCAAUGAACGGUUUUGCUGUUGAUUCCAAGUAGCCUCCAGUAUAAAAUGGGUCCGCGUCAUACCCUGACAUCUUCCUUCGAGAGAGGGCUGGAAUCUCAGUUCCCUGCUAGCGUCAGCCUUGGAAGGAGGAGCCUCUAAAACGGAGACAGGCUGCUGUGGAAAGAGGAUUGUUGACCCUCCCCACCCUCCUCAUUCCCCGAGGACCCGCCUUGUUGCUAGUUGGGUGUCGCUCUUCGUUCUGCCUGGUGGUGGCCCUUAGGAGUUUUGAGUCUCGUGAACGUGCACCUACACACACCCGGUGCGUACAGAGGGCUAUAGUGCAGCAGCCAUGACGGACGCAGUGAUGGGCGGUAGCUCGGACCGCUGGGUACCCAACGACAGGCAGAGGAGCAUGCAUGCCAAUGAUAAGGAACAGGGUAACUGGACUAACCAGGACAGGCCUGGUCCCGGCGCUCCGGACCUGACUGACGAGGAGAAGGAGAUCAUUAACGGUGUGAUCGCUCGCGCUGAGAAGAUGGAGGCCAUGGAGCAGGAGAGAAUUGGGCGCCUGGUGAACCGUCUAGAUGACAUGAAGAAGACGGUGUGUGGGGACGGGGUGAACCGCUGUCUGCUGUGUGGGGAGCAGCUGGGUGUGCCAGGGGUCAGCUCAGUGGUGUGUGAGGACUGCAAAAAGCACAUGUGCACCAAGUGUGGAGUGCAGAGUGGGAGCCGGCCGUGCUCUGUGUGGCUCUGCAAGAUCUGCAGUGAACAGCGAGAGGUGUGGAAGCGAUCUGGUGCCUGGUUCUUUAAAGGCUUCCCCAAGCAGUUCCUGCCCUCGCCCAUGCCCAUCUCCAAGUCCAGAGAGUCAAGCGCCCAGCGGGCCUCAGAACCCCAGGAGCCAGCAGCCUCUGACCCCAGGGCUGCUGGUGAUCUGCCACAGGCACAGGCCAGAGGACCAGAGGCACAGGGGCGUGCUGGCAAACCACCUGUGGCCCAUAAGCCGAGAGAGGUUCGCAUUGCCGCUGGUGGGGCUAGUUCUGGCUACACUGAGGGAGGUGCCCAGAACAGCCCAGUGGUGCUGCAGAAGGCUGUUACAGUCCAGAGCUCCAGGCCCCCUCCAGCAGCAUCAGCCAAGCAGGCUCCACUGGAGAUGGAGGGAGGUGGCUACUCCACUAUCACUGCUCCAGCGGAGGAUAGAGUGACUCCUGCAAUCCGGGAGGAGAAGAGACAGCCUGCCUCCUACAACCCCCCUCCUGCUCGACAACAAGCACCCCCGCCUGAGGAGGAGGAGGAUGCAAACAGCUGUGACUCAGAUGAGGCCACCACUCUUGGCGCGCUGGAGUUCAGCUUGCUUUAUGAGCAGGAGAACAACAGUCUCCACUGCAGCAUCCUUAAAGCCAAGGGACUGAAGCCCAUGGACUCCAAUGGACUGGCUGAUCCAUAUGUCAAGCUGCAUCUGCUGCCAGGGGCCAGUAAGUCCACCAAGUUACGCACCAAAACCCUGAGAAACACCCGUAACCCAGCAUGGAACGAGACCCUGGUCUACCACGGACUCACAGAUGAGGACAUGCAGCGCAAGACUCUCAGGAUCUCUGUCUGUGAUGAGGACAAGUUUGGACAUAAUGAGUUUAUCGGAGAAACUCGCGUUGCACUGAAGAAACUGAAGAUCAACCAGAAGAAAAACUUCAACGUGUGUCUAGAGAGAGUUGCCCCUACAAAGAAGACCGCAACAGCUGGAGGGGCUCGAGGCAUUUCGCUCUAUGAGGAUGAGGGUGGAAAGGAUGGUGGAGAUGUGGAGGAGCGUGGUCGUAUCCUUAUCUCCCUCGUGUACAGCACCCAGCAGAACCGCCUGCUUGUGGGUGUAGUGCGCUGCGUUCACCUGGCCUCCAUGGACGCCAAUGGAUACUCUGACCCAUUUGUCGAAAUAUGCCUGAAACCUGAUAUGGGGAAGAAGGCCAAGAACAAAACAAAUAUCAAGAAGAAAACCCUGAACCCAGAGUACAACGAGGAAUUUAGCUAUGACAUCAAACACAGCGACCUGGCUAAGAAGACCCUGGACAUCUCAGUGUGGGACUACGACAUUGGGAAAUCCAACGAUUACAUCGGUGGGUGCCAGUUGGGCAUCACAGCCAAAGGGGAGCAGCUGAAGCACUGGUAUGAGUGCCUGAAGAACAAGGACAAGAAGAUAGAGCGCUGGCACACCCUGUUGAAUGAGAAUCCUGUCAACAGCAACUAACCCCCACCUUGCAUGAGCUAAGUCCUCUCUCUCUACACUCAGCCCCCUCUCCUCUCUCACAUUACCCUGUCUAACCUCCCUCCACACCUCCCCAAUAACCUUCAUUUUAGUUUUAGUAUUAUUGUACUUACCGGUAGUCUUCCUGUCUGGCUGUCGUCAUUCUUUCAUGCCCUCAACCCAACCCACCACAUGCACCCUUUCCAUCCUCCCCUGUUUCCCAGGUGUGAUAUUCCCUUCUCCUAUAAAUCCCCCUUUACUGAAACGUAUCUACCAAGUGGACUCCUCAAGAGGAAAAACAUGGUAUACUUUAAAAUCAUCCUUUAAAAAUCAACAAUUUAAGGCAAAAAAUUAUGUUAAUGUUUGACAUUGCAGUAUACAGUUGCAUUGAGACUAUCAUGCCUGUUGAAGGUGUUAUUGAACUUGACACAUCCCAAACUAAAUAAAAAUCCAUUUGAAAUGCACUAGCACAAAGGACGACGAAGCAAUAUGUUAUGGCAUUCUAUGUGGGAUAACAUCUGCAGCACCCAUUGAACUAUGAAGUUCAUUAGACUGGCAGGUUGUAAUCCUUCAUUUCACCAUACGGUAUUAUUACCACUUGUAUGAGAACGCAAAACCACAUGAAAACACUCUGAGGACGCACAGCUGUUUAUUUAAUGAUAUCUAAUUAAUAUUAUGGCAUUCUCAUGAAGAUGUUUCACAUGCUGCUGAUCUUCUGAAAUUGAGGAUAAACAUAUUCUGGACUAUGAAAAAGGGCAUGAUUUACAAAUCAAUUCAAUGACAUUUAGUUUGGAGAGUAUAUUUCUUUGUUUUUGAAUGUAUUACAUACUAAAAUUAAUAGGCAAUUUAAGUAACUCAUAUUUAUUAAUUUCAAUAUCAGUUUAAAGAUUAACUGAACGAUUGCACUCCUGCUGGAAAACUAAAUGUACUCAAUUUCUGUCAAGUGUUCACUUUUAGUCCUUAUUUGAGUCCUGUUUAUAGCACCCUGGUCUCAUUGACUAGACUUAACAUAGUACAUGUAAAUCCAGGACACUCAAAUUAGCAUGAAAUGUUACGUUUGGUAUGGUUACAUAAGACAGAUGGUUACUUAAGGUAGAGUGGGGUGGGUCAGCGUAUACUGCAAAUGCCUAGCAACCCAAAGGUUGCGAGUUUGAAUCUCAUCAAUGACAACUUUUACAUUUGAGCUAAUUAGCAACUUUUCUACUACUUAGUACUUUUUAGCUAUUUUGCAACUACUUAGCAUGCUAGCUAACCCUUCCCCUAACCUUAACCCUUUUAGUUAACCCUAACCUUAACCCUUUAACCUAACUCCUACACUUAACCUUAACCUUAACCCCUAGCCUAGCUAACGUUAUCCACCUAGCCACCUAGCUAGAAUUUUUUACAUAUAAUACGUUUUGCAAAUUCAUAAUAUAUUAUGCAUUUUGCAAAUUCGUAACAUAUAAUAAGAGUUGUAAUCUUUAACAUAUCAUUCGAAAUGGGAGAUGGAAAACCACAAAUGAAUAUAUACCAUACAACACGUACCAUAUCAUACUGAAUGGAGUGUCUCAGAUUUACGUAAAGAAAAUACAAAAUGCUCUGAGACCAGGUUGGUUUAUAGAGUUCAAAUUUUUUUUUUUUUUUUAUGAGAAUGUUUGCUCUGAAAAGUUGACCAUCUGGUUCAGGUCUUUGUUUACGGUGAAGGGAGAGCGGAGACAGGAAAAAAAUAUAUUUCCCUGGCUAGUAAUGAAAUGUCUACUAUGACAGGUGUGUACUUCCCUAUUGCACAUGGUUUACAAUGACAGCUUACAGAGGUUGUCUACUGAGUGACAAUUUUUACAUUGAAUGCACAUUAUCAGAUUUUUCACUGACACUUAAAGCCUGCUCCACCUUAGACAUACUAAAUAAGACAAUGUAAGGCUGUCGUAAGAGAAUGUGCUGCUUAACUUGCAUGCACUGUGCUCGUGACCCCUGUGUUUUCUGUGCCUGGAGCAGUCACACACCCCCACCCCUUUUACCCACACUGGGCCCCUCCCUUCCUGCCCCAUCCUUUUCUGCUGCACCAAUCACUCAAAGCUUUGGCGUGUGGCUGUUGACCAAUUACCGCAAUUCAAGCAAAGCACACCUUAUACAAUGGAAUGACCUCAAUUUAUACAACUGUUUGCAAGUUUCUCAAAAACCCCUAUGCAUGAGACGUCUUGUGGUUCAUGAUAUAUACAUAGACUUUUUAAGAUACAAAUUCUAUUGUAAUUUGAUGGUUUACGUCUCCAACCCUUAACAUUGUUCCAAAUGCUUUUUUAAAACACUGAGGCCACCGCAACAUACAUUAAUUUAUGCUGCAUGAAUAUUAGGACUAUUGCUGUUAUCAUUUGGUUUCCAAUGGAUUAUAAAUGAGUUGAUGUGACAGGCUACUUUAGCCUCUCUUCGGAGCAUCCUCAGCUUGGUAAUGUGACAGGGAUGAGAGCACAGCUAGGGCCCUGUACCCAGAGCUCAGAUAACACUCAGUGGGCACAUUAAUAAAUGGAUCUCACCGACUAGUUCCUGAAGGCAGAAUAUUAAUGGAGAUGAAUCUCAUCCAUAGAGUGAUGCCUUUUCACCAAGUGCUCGGUCUCCUCCUUUGAUGGGUAAAACCAGGGGCUCACGCAGUAAUGAGAGCCUGUCUGAACUGUGUUGUCUUGUUGUCCACCAGUGGCCACAAUUUCAACAUUAUUUUGUUGCGUAUGCACUUGAUUUUCACUGGUUCUACAGUACUACUGUAGCCUACCUGUUCUGUUCUGGAACCAGUUCAGUGGUCUUUAACCUUCAUUAGUUUCUAUUUUCUCUUCUAGAUAGUAAGUAUCUCUAAACCUAAAGAGGACACAACUGUUCUCAAUUUUUUUCUGCCUACAGUAUUUAAUGAAAUUAUUUGUUGGUUUUAUUUAUGUAACUGUAAAUAAGUAGUGCAUGCACUGGAGAGAAAAUACAUUUAAAUAUCUAUGUAUGUUUGCAAAUGAAUUUGCAUGUAAAGAUUUUACAAGGAGUUAGGUUUACACAGAUCAAUAAAAGCUAUCUGAA